This is a messenger RNA of Mya arenaria, 1495 nucleotides long. RefSeq names its product glutathione S-transferase theta-1-like. Gene Ontology annotation, cellular component: cytoplasm. Gene Ontology annotation, molecular function: glutathione transferase activity. The transcript has 4 exons. Bases 37 to 738 code for a protein of 233 amino acids. Gene Ontology annotation, biological process: glutathione metabolic process. NCBI's taxonomy places the organism in Eukaryota, Metazoa, Mollusca, Bivalvia, Myida, Myidae. The record is from RefSeq and is a predicted model, not a curated record.
CAAUUUCGUGCCUUUGACCUCUUUAACUGUCAAAACAUGGCUCUGAAGUAUUACUUCGAUUUGAUGUCACAGCCAUCGCGUGCUAUUUAUAUUUUUCUAAAAGCUAACAGCAUCCAAUUCGAGCCAAAACCUGUUGCACUUCGGAAAGGCGAGCACUUAACAAAUGAAUUUAAGAUGUUGAACCCAUGGCAGAAAGUUCCAUUCCUAGAUGAUAAUGGCUUCAUUCUUACAGAAAGUGUUGCCAUACUGCGUUACCUGUCAUGUAAGUACAAUCUGCCGGAGCACUGGUAUCCACGAAAUGACCUCCUAAAACAGGCGAGGAUAGAGGAGUAUCUCCACUGGCAGCAUCUUAACACACGCUUGCAGGCAGCCAUGGUCUUCCAGCAAAAGCUGAUCUUGCCUGUAGCCAGACAAAGCAAGAUAGAUCAGGCAAAAGUGGAUCGGUUCAAGGCAGAACUUCCCAAAGUGAUCUCCCAUAUAGAUACUUAUUUCCUGAAGGAUGACAAGUACAUAGGUGGAGACGAAGUGUCGGUGGCAGACCUGCUGGGGGUGUGUGAGCUCAUGCAGCUGUACCCAGUGUACGAGGAGGAUUUAUACCUUGCCAACCCACGUGUGAAAGCCUGGAUGGAGCGCGUCAGAGAAAGGCUCAACCCACACUUUGAUGAAGGAAACGCAAUCGUGUACCGGACACGAGAGGCAUACAAGAAAAUUGGACCUUCACUUGGUGCUAAAUUGUAAAACUAAAUGAUAAAUUAUUAAUUUUGUAAUGAUUGCGUAAGGUGCUGCUUCUAGAAACAGUAGUUGCCUGCAAGUUAUUAUUAUCUGGGACCCUGUACUGGUAAAAUGCUUUCCAAGCUUGCUCAAAUUCUGGAUUUUGUAUAGCAGGGCUUGUUGAUUUUUUGAUGGCAAGCACCAAACAGUAUAAGAUUCGGGCUUGUUCAUCCAAAAGUCUAAUUUGAUGAAUGGGACCUUUGAAGCAUUAUUGUUUUAUGAAGAAACUGUAUUAAGAUGUAAAAUAAUGAUAAUGGUGGUAUUUUAUUUUUCAUUGAGUCAUAUUUCAAUAUUACUUAUCUUUAUGAGAUUAUGACAUUAACACUCUUUUAGAAAUGGUAAUAGAAAUACAUUACACAAGUUUGUUAUAUAAGGCAUAACUGCAUGUACCGGUAGUUGCAACACAAAUAAGGGUGAAAGAAUUUCGAGUAAUCCCACUAGCCAAUACAUUGUAUUUAGAAAGGCCAUGAUAAUAAACAAAUGUUUAUCUUUCGAUAUAUAUAAUUAUCUUUUUAUAAAUCUGUAUUUAUUUAUUCAUUAAUGCAUUUAUUUGCUCACUAAUAUAUGCAAUACACUUAUUGUUGUACAGACACAUAGGAGCUGGGGCCACAGGGGCCGCGACCGCGGCCCCAAUAUUCAGGCUAGUAACAGCAAUGGGGAAUAUUUGAUACUGAAUUUCCUAAUAAUCGUAUUUUAAAUAAAGCUACGUGCAUAUAGAUCAGUA